Fusarium verticillioides 7600 is the source of this 1940-nucleotide messenger RNA. RefSeq lists its product as hypothetical. Gene Ontology annotation, molecular function: zinc ion binding; DNA-binding transcription factor activity, RNA polymerase II-specific; DNA binding. The transcript has 3 exons. The record is from RefSeq and is a predicted model, not a curated record. Gene Ontology annotation, biological process: DNA-templated transcription; regulation of DNA-templated transcription. The coding region runs from base 11 to 1840 and encodes 609 amino acids. NCBI's taxonomy places the organism in Eukaryota, Fungi, Ascomycota, Sordariomycetes, Hypocreales, Nectriaceae.
CCCAUUCACCAUGGAGCGCCUAGUCUCAACACGUGUAAACACGCGAUCUUCACUAGCUUGUCUCGAGUGUCGGACGAAACAUGUGAAAUGCGAUGCUAAACAGCCGCGAUGCAGUCGGUGCACAGCCUACGACAAGGCAUGCCAGUAUACUGCUUCGAGACGUGGUGGUCUUGAUAGAGCGGCUUUGACCGAGAGGCGGAGACGGCUGGCUAAUAAGGCUGAUGCGCAAUUGGAUAAUGUUGUGUCGGAGAUUUCUGUGGCGGUAGCUGACGAGGGUAUCACUUUGGGGGAUGAAGCUGUGACUGGGGCGGAUUGCAUGGAUGUUUUUCAACAACCUAGCUUACCCGUUCUAACGCCUGUACCAGAGGACCGCGAAACACCACUAUUCAGCCAGGGCAGUCUCAAUGACGAUGCUCUGGUAAAGUCUUACUAUACCAACUUUCACCACUUGCAUCCUUUCGCUCCCCCCUACAAACACUUAGUUCAACUUUCCCAGGUGUCAGCUUUCAACUUCAGUCCCCUCCUAGCUUCCAUGCGACUGAUAGGGCAUAUCUACGAUACCCACAAAUGGUCAGAACCACUAAGCAGCGCCGCCGAGGCUCAAAUAUCCCAGCUCAAACUAUCAGAUGCAGUGCAGGUCCAAGCUCGUCUGCUCUACUCGAUCGCUUUGUUCUGGUACACCUACAAAACUGAAGCAAAAGAGCAGAUGGAUGCUGCUAUCGAUGUUGCCGUCAAGUUGGAAAUGCAUAAGCAGGAGUUCGCUGCUACAUGGGGCUUUGGAGACCCGGUCAUGGCUGAAUGCUGGAGACGAACGUGGUGGAUGCUAUUUAUCGUUGAUGCUUCCUACGCUGGAACACUGGGGACGAUGAACUUCAAGACGCUACAUGUUGAACCCACUGCGGAACUUCCUUGUGAAGAGACAGAUUAUGAGUCAGGUACUAUACCUGCACCAAAGACUUUACAGGACUUCGAUUCUCGCGAAUUCGAUAGCGAAGACGUGGUCUUUUCGUCCUUCGCCUAUCUCAUCGGUGCAGUCCGCUGCGCAGCACAAGUCAUCUGCAUGUCACCAAAACGAGCGACCAGAGAACAUUCAGAAGCCAUCAUACAAUCCGCAGACUCGGCAUUCGACGCUUGGCUUUUACUCCUGCCCAAGGAUAAAAAGCCUGUCCUGAAGACAGAUGGAACCAUUGAUGAGCUAAUGUUUCAAGCUCACUUACUUAUCCAUGUUGCGACUAUUGGCAUACACAGACCGUUAUCAGAUCUGAGAUUCAACCCUGUUGAAAAAGUAUCCAGUUGCGCUCGAGAACCACCAGCAGAUACGCCAAAGCCAGAUCUCAUCAACGUACACACAACUAGAAUUCUCAAAUCCGUCAACGCGCAAAUCCAACUCUUAGCAUUACCCGUCCGCCCAUUCCACCACACCCCUUUCACAACAUGCAUGGUCAGCGAAGGAACACUCGCCCUCCUCUCAGCAUGUACAUAUCUGCUCAAAGACCAAGCAUUGGCAAUAGCGCGAGAUCAAAUCCGCUUGACUAUAGGAUGUCUCAAAGCUGUGGGUGAGGUUUGGCCAAGAACAGCGAGGAAUGUGAAAGAAAUACAGACUAUAGCUCGUCAUGUUCUGGGCCUUGGGGGAAGUAGUGCGGAUGCGGGGAAUACGCCGGGAUCAACGCAGGUUCCAAGUUUGACGCAGAGUGAGGGAGAGGGGAGUAUGGAGUCUCUUCCGACUAUGGACCAGGAUGAUAAUAUCUUUGCGAGCCUGGGGUCUUUUGAGGAUAUUUGUGGAUGGAUUAAUAUGGGUACCGAGCUGGAUUCUAGCUGGAUGGCGGGAAGUACAAGCUGAACACCCAAUAGUCUAUCCAAUCUCUACUUAUGGAUGUCUCUUCUGUAUUACAUUCUAGAUACACUUUAAAACUCGAUGACGACCUUGUAGCCCUUUCCAC